AUGGCGCUUAAGUUCGCCGCCGCACUUUGCGUGCUCUUAAUAGAGCGCGGGGCAGCUCAGGACUGCCCCUAUACAGUCAGCGUCUUGGACGUCCCGGGCGUGCAGUGCACGACGGCGCUGCCUUGUUCAGGGACGUACUACGCCACGGGAUUGACUCAAGGCGUCGGGGCAUGUCCCACGGGCUCGAGCUGUGCGCUGCUGCCGCUGACGCCUAUUAUGGGCUGUGCCGCUGCAGGUCGUUCAGACCUCAUUUACGUGAAUGGAGACGGCACGUUGACAAAAGGCGGUAGGUCAGUGACACUCUCAGGUAAUAUUGCAGUGGACGUAACGCUGGCACCAAGUAGCAGCAGCAGCAGCAGCGGUAGCAGCAAGAGCAAGACGGGACACAGUGGCAGCAAAAGUGACAGCAAUAGUGGGAGCCGCUCGUCAAGUGGUUCGCGGUCCUCGACGGACAGCACGAGCGACAGUAACGCAAGUUCAGGGUCGUACUCGGCGUCCAGCAGCUCAAGUGGUGACAGUAAUGACUCUGCUUCGGGCAGCAGUAAUUCAACAAAGGACGACGACGAUUCGUCGAAUAGCACGUCCUUUUCGUGGUCGUCUGAGUCGGGUUCUGGUAGCGUCACGAUUUCCCCCGGCAGUAGCUCUGCAAAUCAACAGGCUGAGUUCAAUCCCGGGUCGAUUCUCAGCGACAGUUCCAAGACAACAAAGACUUCUUCAGACGAUGGUCUUAGCCUCGGGUCCAUUAUCGCUAUUGUCGUGGGCUGCUUGGCAGUGGUAGCUAUAGCUGCUGGCGCGCGGCUGCUGAAAAAGGGCAAGGAGGCCGAACUGGCAACUCCGGAGGCGGCUGCAGAUGCCUAUAAUAACGGCGGCGGUGGUGGUGGUGGCGGUAUGACUCCAAAGGAAAACGUGCUGCUGCUUUAA
Molecule: messenger RNA, 921 nt
Organism: Peronospora matthiolae
Lineage: Eukaryota; Oomycota; Peronosporomycetes; Peronosporales; Peronosporaceae
Source: the annotation of a GenBank genome assembly